This is a messenger RNA of Sphaerulina musiva SO2202, 1953 nucleotides long. RefSeq lists its product as uncharacterized. The transcript is spliced from 3 exons. The record is from RefSeq and is a predicted model, not a curated record. Gene Ontology annotation, biological process: amino acid transmembrane transport. The coding region runs from base 72 to 1808 and encodes 578 amino acids. NCBI's taxonomy places the organism in Eukaryota, Fungi, Ascomycota, Dothideomycetes, Mycosphaerellales, Mycosphaerellaceae. Gene Ontology annotation, cellular component: membrane. Gene Ontology annotation, molecular function: amino acid transmembrane transporter activity.
CGCCCCUCGCCCUCGCCCUCCCCCCUCCCCUCCCCUCGCCUUCCUCCAUCCCGCCCUCCCUUCCCUCACUGAUGAAUACCACCGCCAUGCCCGAUCCAGUGCCUCUGGAUCCUGCGGGCGAAAAGGGCUACAAUGGCGAAAUCCACUCCAGCUCGAGCCAAGAGGGAGAGGAAAUCUACAGCGAGCAGCAUGAGGAAAGGUUCCUGACCCGCCUGGGGGUAACGGCGGAGUCGUUCCAGCGUCGCACGGGCGGUGACAAGCACAAUCAGUUGAACAAGACCAUGAAGGCUAGACAUUUGAACAUGAUUGCCAUUGGUGGCUCCAUUGGAGCAGGUCUCUUCGUCGGAUCUGGUGGUGCCUUGAGCACGGGAGGUCCUGCUGCUCUUCUCAUUGGUUUCAGCAUUAUCGGUGUUAUGAUCUUCAACGUCGUACACGCUCUCGGUGAACUCGCAUACCUCUACCCGAUUUCCGGUGGUUUCUACACAUACUCCGUCCGCUUUAUUGAUCCCGCGUGGGGUUUCGCGAUGGGUUGGAAUUACGUAUUUCAAUGGGCGAUUGUAUUGCCUCUGGAAUUAGUGGUUGCAGGACUUACAGUGAAUUACUUUGGAUUAGACGUCAACGUCUCAGUCUGGAUAACGGUUUUCUGGGUAGCCAUCAUCGUCAUCUCCAUCUUCGGUGUGCUGGGUUAUGCGGAAGAGGAGUUCUGGGUGUCGCUGCUGAAGCUCUCCACCGUCAUCAUUUUCAUGAUCAUGGGUGUCAUCUUCACCUGCGGUGGCGGUCCCAGCAAUGGCAAAUUCAGCGAAUACUGGGGAGCUCGCACCUGGUACAACCCUGGUGCCUUUGCAAAUGGAUUCAGAGGCGUGUGCGCCGUUUUCGUGACGGCCGCUUUCUCCUUUUCCGGUACUGAACUGGUCGGUCUCGCAGCAGCAGAGUCUGCAAACCCCCAAAAGGCUCUCCCCAGCGCCAUCAAGCAGGUCUUUUGGCGUAUCACCCUCUUCUACAUCCUCGGUCUCCUCUUCGUCGGUCUUCUAGUGGAACACAACGACGACAGACUUCUCGGCGCCGGUCUGAUUGAUGUUUCCGCCUCUCCCUUCGUAAUCGUCGCCGAAGACGCAGGAAUCCCCGCCUUUGGCACGUUCGUCAACGUCGUCAUUCUCCUCGCCGUCGUCUCCAUCGGUCUCUCUGGAGUUUAUGGAGGCUCGCGUACUCUGACCGCUCUCGCCGAACAGGGCUACGCACCCAAAUGUUUCGCAUACAUUGAUCGUGCGGGCCGUCCUCUCGUCUCCACCAUUACCAUUAUCAUGUUUGGCCCGAUUGCCUACGUGAGCGAAGCUGCUGCCGGUACUGUUGUCUUUGACUGGCUUCUCGCGCUGUCUGGUCUCGCUGCACUGUUUACGUGGGGCAGCAUCUGUCUCGCACAUAUCCGAUUCCGUCAAGCUUGGGCAUAUCACGGCCACUCUCUCGAGGAAUUGCCUUUCCGCGCUGUCUUUGGCGUCUACGGUUCUUGGCUCGGUUUCAUUCUUGUCAUUCUCGUCUUGAUCGCUCAGGCCUACGUCGCCAUCGCCGACGCCGUCGACACAGGAGGUGGCGCAGGAGCCGAAGCCUUCUUCCAAUCCUACCUCGCCUUCUUCGUCGUCAUUCUCUUCUACGCCAUCGGAUGGUUCUGGAAGCGCGAAGGUUGGAGAAAAGUUUCGGAAAUCGAUGUCGAUUCCGGUCGUCGUGAACUCGAUUAUGAGACGUUUCAGGCUCUCAAGGCGAAGCGUGCCGCGUGGCCCGCUUGGAGAAGAGUUGCGGAUAAGUUUUUUUAAAGAGAUUUGUUGUUUUUUCUUUUUUGCGAUAGAGGAGAGAGGGGGAAGGGGGGAGGAAUGGAAGGGGUUGGUUGGUUGGUGGUGGAUAGAAUAUGAUAUGAUAUGAUGAUACCUUGAUACCUUGAUAUGAAGAUGUUUUGAUAUC